GGUUUCAUUUCUUCUUUCACUGCGUCAAAACUCACACAGCCAAAAAGAGCAUGCACAAGCACAAGCACAAGCACAAGCACAAACCAAUAUUUGGUGAUUCCUGAUAGAUUCCGCAAUGUCGACGGAGAGGCUGAUUUCCAGCUACGAUCGGUCCGCCUUCUCCUCGUCUCACUCGCUAUUCUACAGCGGCGACGCGGCCUCCUCCUCCUGGAUUUUCGAUGAGUUGCCGACGGCGACUGUAGUGUCGGUCUCGCGUCCCGAUGCCAGCGACAUCACGCCAUUGCUAUUGUCCUACAACAUUGAGCUCCAGUACAAGCAGUUCAAGUGGCAACUGCGGAAAAAGGCUUCUCAAGUAAUUUAUUUACACCUCUCACUAAAGAAACGUGCAUUAAUCGAAGAGUUUCAUGAGAAGCAGGAGCAGGUUAAGGAACUUCUGCAUAACAUAGGAGUAGGAGAUCAUGCAACUGUUUUGCAUGAUGAGGAUGACCCCGAUAAUGGAGCUUUGCCAAUAUAUCAUGACGAAAGUCUUAGGAACAGAAAUGUUCCAUCAAGAGCUGCUCUUUCAGUUAUUGGGCCGGCCAUCGGUAAGCAACAGAUUUCAGACAAAGGAAAAGCUGCAAUGCAAGGUUACCUGAAUCAUUUUCUGGGAAACUUGGACAUUGUUAAUUCACGAGAGGUGUGCAAGUUCUUGGAGGUGUCUAGGUUAUCUUUUUCAGAAGAGUAUGGUCCAAAGUUGAAGGAAGGUUAUGUGUUGGUUAAGCAUUUGGACGGGUCUUCAGAGAACGAUACAUGCCCAGGUUCUUGGCUAUGCUCUUGUUGUUGUGGCAGAAAUUGGAAAAAAGUUUGGCUUGUUCUCAAACCGGGAUGCCUGGCUUUCCUUGGAAAUCAUUUUGAUACCAAACUCUUAGACAUAGUUGUCUUCGAUGUCCUGCCGGCUUCAAAUAAGAAAGGAGAUGAUGAAGUGCACUUGGCAAAACUGUCGGAGGAAUGGAAUCUUUUGCGUCAUGCAUUUAAGGUUUGUAGUGGGAAUCGAAGCAUAAAGAUAAGGACAACAAGUAACUCUAAAGUUAUAGAGUGGAUAUCUGCAAUUAAUGCCGUCGAGUCAAAGAGUUCUGAAAGUUGGUGUCAUCCUCACCGUUUUAAUUCAUUCGCUCCUACUCGAGGACUAGCAGAAGAUGGAAGCCUAGCUCAAUGGUUCAUAGAUGGAAAAGGAGCAUUUGAAUCAAUUGCUUCAUCCAUAGAGCGAGCUAGAUCCGAGAUAUAUAUAACCGGAUGGUGGCUUUGCCCAGAAUUGUACUUAAGACGACCAUAUCACAACAACAGCUCCUCAAGGCUUGAUAAUUUACUAGAGGCUAAAGCAAAGGAAGGGGUUCAGAUAUACAUUCUUCUCUACAAGGAAGUUUCUCUUGCUUUAAAAAUUAAUAGCUUAUUUAGUAAGAGAAAGCUUCUUAGCAUUCACGAAAAUGUCAAAGUUCUACGGUAUCCUGAUCAUUUGUCAACUGGCGUCUACUUAUGGUCUCACCAUGAAAAGCUUGUUAUUGUGGAUAACAAGAUAUGUUAUAUUGGAGGGCUAGAUUUAUGCUUUGGCCGAUUUGACACCACUGAACACAAAAUAAGUGAUUUGCCUUCUUCGCUAUGGCCUGGGAAAGACUACUACAAUCCCAGAGAAUCAGAGCCAAAUUCAUGGGAGGAUACACUAAAAGAUGAACUGGAUAGAGAAAAAUACCCCCGGAUGCCAUGGCAUGAUGUUCAUUGUGCCGUAUGGGGCCCUCCUUGCAGGGAUAUUGCUAGACAUUUUGUUCAGCGCUGGAACCAUGCAAAGAGGAGUAAAGCACCAAAUGAAGAGAAAAUACCUCUACUUAUACCGCAAAAUCAGAUGGUUUUACCACACUACAUGGGAAAAACCAGUGCAAUAGACAUUAACAGGAAAAUAUCUGAAGUCGAACCAGAGGGAUUGAGUAGGAAAAAUUCAUUUUCCUCGGAAACACCACCUGAUGACAUCCCACUACUUUUGCCACAUGAAGCGAAUGGUCCAGAGUCUCCUGUCAUGGAAAAUAGAUGGAAUGACUUCAACUCAAGUAGACAUACAACUGAGAAUAUUAGUCAUAGUAGAAGCAGCUCGCUUUCCAACCAAGACACAGGAUUUAGUUUCUUCGAUAACUAUGACACUGCCUGUAUAAAAAAUGCAACAGCAGUGGAGACAAACUCAGAUCAGCAACGAAGCCAAUUCAAAUCAGCCAAUGAAGUAACACAAGUUGGUCCACGGAGUUUAUGCCGCUGCCAGGUUGUCAGAAGUGUGAGCCAGUGGUCCGCCGGGACAAAUCAAACUGAGGACAGCAUUCAUAGAGCUUAUUGUGCUCUCAUUGAGGAGGCAGAGCACUUCAUAUACAUUGAGAAUCAAUUUUUUAUAUCAGGCCUUGCAGAAGAUGAAGUUAUACAAAACCGUGUGCUUGAAUCUCUGUAUAACCGCAUAAUGCGGGCUCACAAAGAAAAAAAGUGCUUCAGAGUCAUAAUCGUGCUCCCACUCUUACCUGGGUUUCAGGGCGGUGUGGAUGAUGGAGGUGCCGCUACUGUUAGAGCAAUAAUGCAUUGGCAGUAUCGUACUAUUUGCAGAGCAGAAAGUUCAAUAUUACAAAAACUUAGCUCAGAACUUGGUCCCUUGAUGCAUAAUUUCAUAUCAUUCUUUGGUUUAAGAAAUUAUGGCAGACUUUUUGGUAGUGGUCCUCUGGUUACCAGUCAGGUUUAUGUCCACAGCAAAGUUAUGAUAGUAGACGAUCGUCUUGCUUUGAUUGGGUCGUCCAAUAUUAAUGAUCGCAGUUUGUUGGGUUCAAGAGACUCAGAGAUUGCUCUUAUCUUAGAAGAUAAAGAGUUUGUUGAUUCAUCCAUGGAUGGGAGCCCAUGGAAGGCGGGAAGGUUUUCUUUUAGCCUUAGACUUUCCUUGUGGACUGAGCACCUUGGUCUAAACGCUGAGGAGGUCGCUAAAAUAAAAGACCCCGUAGCUGACACAACAUACAAAGAUUUCUGGUUAGAAAUAGCCGAGUCGAAUACAAAGAUAUAUCAUGAUGUUUUCUCUUGCAUCCCCAAUGACACCAUCCACUCCAGAUCCGCUCUGAGACAAAGUAUGAACCACUGGAAACAGAAGCUUAGGCACACAACAAUUGACUUAGGAGUGGCACCGGAGAAACUUGAAUAUCAUGAAAAUGGGAAAGUGAUCACAAUUGAUCCAGAGACGAAGCUAGAAUCAGUGAGAGGACAACUUGUUUCCUUCCCACUGGAGUUCAUGAGGCAAGAAGAUGACCUGAGACCAAUGUUUAUCGAGGGUGAGUUCUACGCUUCACCACAGGUAUUCCACUGAAUGUGUAGAUGAAUAUAUUUGUUGAAGACUUGUGUACAAAGUGUAAGCAAACAUGAAUCCUGAUUCCGAGUGUUCACAGCUGAAGCAAGGGCUCAUAUUUGGUCCAUUUUAGGUAGAAACAUCAUGUCAAUAUAUUCUAUUUUCAUCAUUGUAUACAUAAACACACUCAUAUCGGUUUCAGAUUAUAUUCAUCUGAUAGUCUAUCUUGUGAUCUUUCAUUUCAUAA
Molecule: messenger RNA, 3581 nt
Organism: Salvia splendens (bonfire salvia)
Lineage: Eukaryota; Viridiplantae; Streptophyta; Magnoliopsida; Lamiales; Lamiaceae
Product: phospholipase D zeta 1
Exons: 20
Coding region: 116-3355 (1079 amino acids)
Biological process (GO): intracellular signal transduction; phospholipid catabolic process; phosphatidic acid biosynthetic process
Cellular component (GO): plasma membrane
Molecular function (GO): D-type glycerophospholipase activity
Source: RefSeq, a predicted model, not a curated record